Molecule: messenger RNA, 832 nt
Organism: Octodon degus (degu)
Lineage: Eukaryota; Metazoa; Chordata; Mammalia; Rodentia; Octodontidae
Gene: Med10
Product: mediator complex subunit 10
Exons: 4
Coding region: 99-506 (135 amino acids)
Biological process (GO): positive regulation of transcription by RNA polymerase II
Cellular component (GO): mediator complex; chromatin
Molecular function (GO): transcription coregulator activity
Source: RefSeq, a predicted model, not a curated record
GGUCUCGGUCCAGGCGGAAGCAGGAAGCGGGCGAGCGGGGAGCGGGCUGGCUGGCAGCUUUCCGGACGCGGCUGCGGAGCAGGGGUGGCGCCGGGCAGAUGGCGGAGAAGUUUGACCACCUGGAGGAGCACCUGGAGAAGUUCGUGGAGAACAUCCGGCAGCUCGGCAUCAUCGUCAGCGACUUCCAGCCCAGCAGCCAGACCGGGCUCAACCAGAAGCUGAACUUCAUCGUCACUGGUUUACAGGACAUAGAUAAGUGCAGACAGCAGCUUCACGACAUCACUGUCCCGCUAGAAGUGUUUGAGUACAUCGAUCAAGGUCGGAACCCCCAGCUCUACACCAAGGAGUGCCUGGAGAGGGCGCUAGCCAAAAACGAGCAAGUUAAAGGCAAAAUCGACACCAUGAAGAAAUUUAAAAGCCUGUUGAUUCAAGAGCUUUCUAAAGUUUUUCCAGAAGACAUGGCGAAGUACCGAAGCAUCCGGGGGGAGGAUCACCCGCCGUCCUAAGUGCGACACCUCAGAUCCUUGUGAUGCUCGGGAUGGAGCCAAUGAGGCCUGUGACUGUCAGCACUAACCCUCCUUGCCCAUGAGGACUGGCCUGGGACUGUGUCCUUCUGACCCAGUGGGUGGCUGAGCUGGCGGAGCCAAGGAGCUGUGACCUCAGAUGGGAGGUCCCAGGUCCUUGGGGAGACAGAACAUGGAACGGUUUUGGAAAUACUAAAUACGAUCGAUUAGUUGAAAGCUGAAAAAAUUCCACUUGAAUUUUUAUAUGUGUUCUUUCUGUUCCAUUCUACUGUGGCAUUAGAAAGCUAAUAAACUGAUUUUGUAUUUUA